Procambarus clarkii (red swamp crayfish) is the source of this 1312-nucleotide messenger RNA. Its product is annotated as E-selectin-like. The record is from RefSeq and is a predicted model, not a curated record. Lineage: Eukaryota; Metazoa; Arthropoda; Malacostraca; Decapoda; Cambaridae.
AUAUAAGGGGCGGGCUGGCCACACUUCCCACAGUUGGAGUCGCUCGUGCAUCGGCUGUUGAGAUAGUCAAGAUGAUUACAAUAUGGAUGUUUAUGUUGAGUGUUGGUGUAAGUUUGGGUCAAUACUUUGGCCAGGGAGGAGAAUCUUUCACUGACCAACAGAACCAACGCAUUUCUUUAACUCGACCGAAUACAGUUAUUGCUCCAAAUGCAUUUGUAAGGAACCUACAGAUUCAGAACGCCCUCCCAGUGCAGCAGGGGUUCCCAGUUCAGCCUCGGUUACAGCCUUUACCUUUUAAUCAGUUCAACAUUCCCCAAAACGUUCCAAUCCAGCCGCAAGUUUUCCAGUCACCACAAGUGGCAUUUCCUCCGUUCUCGCCACAACCACCUGUGGUGCAGUCUGCUUCUCCACUACCUACACAGUCGCCCCUGAACCUUUGUGGCCACUCCUCCGCUCUUGUACACGCCACUUACAAAAGCCGCGGGUACCACUUAUCCUGGUGCAGAACCCAAGCCACCUUCAGUUGGGAUCAAGGCAAUUCCUAUUGUUCGGGUCUUGGUAGAGACUUCAGACUUGUCUCCAUAGAAUCCAAAGAUAUUGAUGACUUUAUUACUGACAUCAUUGCUAGACAUGCAGUAAAGUUCUUCUGGACUGGCGGCAACAAACGAGGUUAUGGCGUCUGGCGGUGGCUGUCGGGAAGCUUGGUGACUUACAGCAAGUGGUCCCAUACUGGAGGGAAUGGUCAGCCACAACCAGACAACCGUGAGGGACACGAGGACUGCUUAGCAGUGAUGAACAACUUCUACAACGACGGCAUUAAGUGGCACGACAUUGCUUGCUACCACGAUAAGCCCGUCAUUUGUGAGACUUCGGUCUUGCCUUCUCCUUAUUCUAACUUUUAAUGGUAUUGACCAACAACGGCACUAGUUGUGACCGAUAAAUGUUACUCGCUGCUUCUAUUGCUCUAGCAUAAUUUGUGAAAUAAAUUGGAAUUUAUAUAAUCUACUUUGUCUCAAAUGCCAUCACCAAUUAGAGGUGGAAAGGGAGAGCUUGCACAUACACUAAUUGGUUUGUAUAAUCUCAUAAAACCGUUGGUUAUUAAUAACCAAUAUUUAUAAGAUGACAGAUUUGUAAUAACCUUAACUUUAAGUUCACCUGAAGUAUUAAUCUUUAGGACAUUUACUUUUUUUUUAUUUUCUUGGUAUGUAUGUUCAUCUAGUUGUGCUUGCAAAGAAAAGUCUUUGGCUCUUUACAUUCACAUCACCUGGUGUACAGAUUAGUGGGCUCAAUUAUACCAACACUUCCAACUGUG